Messenger RNA from Amphibalanus amphitrite, 2065 nucleotides. RefSeq names its product opsin-5-like. Bases 1 to 1407 code for a protein of 468 amino acids. The record is from RefSeq and is a predicted model, not a curated record. Gene Ontology annotation, biological process: G protein-coupled receptor signaling pathway. The transcript is spliced from 9 exons. Gene Ontology annotation, molecular function: G protein-coupled receptor activity. NCBI's taxonomy places the organism in Eukaryota, Metazoa, Arthropoda, Thecostraca, Balanomorpha, Balanidae. Gene Ontology annotation, cellular component: membrane.
AUGGCCGUGCAUCGCCAGCACCCUCCGGACGCUGCUCAACUGUCGGCUCACUCUGCUGCCUGGGCUUACGCUGCCCUGCGGAGCUCAGCCACGGGCGACGGGAUGUCGGCUCCAACUGUCGCGGCCUGUGCUGCCGAUCGGGCCUCAGUCCCUGCCGGCGCCGGAUGGGACGCCGACGUCGGCCGCUGCCGAUCCGUCUGUGGUCCGCCGAUGAUCGGACUCGUGCUGGACUCGUGCCAUAACUACCUCCGAUGUGACUCGCGGCAAGCUGCCGACGUCCAUCUCAGUCGCCAGAAUGCUGCCAUCUGGGCCCUCGUUGCUGUCGGUAUCAGCGCUGUCACUUGUAACACCAUGGCUAUACUGAUGUUCGUCAUGAGACGGUCCAGUCUCAGCCCCGCCGAAUACUUCCUGCUGAACCUGAUGGUGACGUCGCUACUCUUCAUCAUCGUGUCGACGCCCAUGGUGGCGAUAUCGUCUCUCCAUCAUCGGUGGAUGUUUGGGGAGUCAGGAGCAGUGAUCCAUGGUUUCCUGUGCUACAGUUUCGGCACCGUCAACAUCUUAUCCAUCUUCAUGGUGGCACUCUUCAGAUAUCUGAACACAUGCUGGCCACAUUUAGGUCAUCUACAUGACGUGCGAGCGGCCAGGCUCUACAUGGUAGCGGCCUAUGCGUACGCGCUGUUCUGGUCAGUGACGCCGCUGCUGGGCUGGGGGUCGUACGGUCUGGAGCCGCACAAGGUCUCUUCCAGUCUGGACUGGACCAGCACGAGACUCAGUGAUCGGACAUACCUAGUCGCGGCUGUGUUCUUCAUUUUGGCUCUGCCACUGAUAGGAAUGCUCAUUUUCUACUGUCGAAUCGUGCGAGUGUCGGCCAGAAGCACGCGCGCCAUCAGCAAACAUGGCGGAGUGCUCGUCGUCAAACUGCGCAGGCGCGACCGGAAGCUGAAUCAGCUGGUGGUGCUGGUGCUGGCCGGCUACGUCAUCACGUGGCUGCCCUACACCGUCGUCUCCCUCCACGCCACCAUCGUGGGAGGUUACCAGCUUCCCGUCUACAUGGUGGCUGUGGUGACGCUGUUCGCCAAACUCUCAGGGCUCACCAAUCCGCUCUUCUAUAUUCUAGUGUCGUCCAGAUACAGGUCGGAACUGAUAGCAGUUUGCUCGCGUCUGGUCGGCCUGUCGUCGUCCAAAGUACCAGAACGUAGCGGAAGAACCACGUCGUUCACUGAGGGAACCAGCAUGAGACGGACUAGAACCACGAGAAUACGGGAGAGAAGAGGCAGACGCUCCAAUGAGGAUAGCGGUGGAUCCAAUAACCAAUCGCAGCAACUCGAUCCCGUUUACUUAGAAUCUCUUGCUGCACUGGAUUCGGAAACACCAACAUCAAAAGUCGUUCGGGAAACCAGAGUCUAGCCAGUGAAAAUGUGAAGAUCAGCGAAAAGCGGACUGAGGGCUAAAACUGAGUGGAACAUGAAACAACGCGGAACAUCGUCCAAACGGUGAAAAGAAUAUGAAGGAAAAAGGAUCUUGAGGUGGGGGGGGGGGGAGUGCAAAUUGUGAUGCUCCUGGAGAUUUAUCCGUGUGGCUCCCGAUGAAGCAAAUGCUUCAGCUUGGGAAGUGUUAUUUGUGUGCUUUCCGUGCAGCUUUCGCUGCUGUCUGUGGAGGCAUGGCUGUUGCUCGCACAAAGCUGGAUCUCGAAUUUAUCAGGAAAGCGGGGCACGUACUCUGACUGAAUCAAACAUUUGAGUCCUAUGUGUCAAUGAAACUAGUCAUAACUGCGUUUUUUUUGUCGAUUAAAGUUCGUCGCUGGUCUAAACCAGCACCCAUGUGCAGGGCAAAAUAUAUUGAAUGUUAUAUAAUUAGGCAUUCAUACUGCAAUAUAUUUUAGUCAAAUAGAUGUAGGUGAACUCUUCUGCAGUGCUGUGAUUAGACCUAAAACAUGAACAAAUGUGUAUGAAUGUAUUCAUGUACUCGCGUGUCAGUGUACUUAUCUCUGUGUACCUAAGCGUCAUGCCGCGUAUAAGCGCAGACUGAUUGCGUGAAUACUCAUCUGAUUACCUAUUUUGCGUUU